Molecule: messenger RNA, 1462 nt
Organism: Prunus avium (sweet cherry)
Lineage: Eukaryota; Viridiplantae; Streptophyta; Magnoliopsida; Rosales; Rosaceae
Product: Sas10/Utp3/C1D family
Biological process (GO): maturation of SSU-rRNA from tricistronic rRNA transcript (SSU-rRNA, 5.8S rRNA, LSU-rRNA)
Cellular component (GO): small-subunit processome; nucleolus
Source: RefSeq, a predicted model, not a curated record
UAAACCCCUUUUUCCUUUUCUUUUCUUUUCUUGGAAAAAUAGAGCCAAACUAAAACCUCAAGCACAACAGCACACCUUCUUCCUCCUCGCUGCUUCUCUUCGUCACGGUCUCUCUCGCAGCGAAGCCUGUCUUCCCCCCACUAACAGUCCAGGCCACAGCCGCUCUCCCUCUCUUUCUCAGAAAAGUGAAGCUUCAAAGGCAUGGAGGACGCUACAAUUUCAAACGCAAGCUCUGAAGAUAGAGUAAAGGCAGAAGCUCCUCAGCUUGCUGCUGUGCUGAAAGAAAUGAAGGAAGGAUUAGAUACAGUGAGGAUCAAAGUCCAAGCUUUAACUGCAAAGGUGAAAUCAAAUAAUUAUCCAACAGUGGAAGGGAUAAGCUAUCUUGAAGCCAAGCAUUUGCUGCUCUUAAACUAUUGCCAGUCACUUGUCUAUUACUUGCUUCGCAAGGCUAGAGGGUUCUCAAUAAAUGGCCAUCCCGUUGUUCGGAGCCUUGUGGAGAUAAGGUUGUUUCUGGAAAAGAUUCGACCCAUUGACAAGAAGCUACAAUACCAAAUCGAGAAGCUCACCAAGGUUACUGCAAGCACAACUGAGAACGUACAGCCAGCUGAAAAGGAAUCACAAGCGGGUGUGCCUCAGCAAACAGACAAUUUGUUGAAAUAUCGCCCGAACCCUGACAUGCUUGUUAGCAAAGCAGAUGUGACUUCUAAGGAUGGUAAUGAUGUGUAUCGACCUCCCAAAUUUGCCCCCACUUCAAUGGAGGAAGAAAAGUUGUCAAAGCAGGACAAAAAUGCAUUGAGAAAGGAAAAGAAUACUCUACGACAAGCUAGGCAGAGUGCUUUUGUUAGGGAACUGGUGGAUGAUUUGGAGGGGAGGCCUGAAGAGAUUGUAGAAAGUGUUGGAGCUGAAAGUUUAGAACUAGCCAGAUACAGGGCAAAGAUGGAGGACCGUGCACGGCAAGAAGAGGAGCUUUUUAUGCGUGCUCCUAUUACAAAGAAGGAGAAACAGAGGGAGAAACACUUAAAGAAGUCAAGAAAUGGGUUGCUUGGUUUGACGGACAAUUUCUAUGAUGAAAUCAAAACUUUACCUUUGGAAGAUGAAAAUGAUGGGCAGAUUCCAAGCUUCAGUAGUGCUAGGGGUGGAAUGGGGGGAAGAAGACAUAAGAAGCGCAAGAUGAGGCGUUGAAGGAUAAGCCAGCCUCACAACUCCAACGAUUUCCUUGCUGACCUAAAUUCCUAUUGCUAUAGUCGCAUGAAAUGGCUUCCUUCGAAUCUGAAGUGUUUUUGUCCUUCUUUUGAGCGGCAGUUUCUGGGCUGAUUAGAGGAGGGGGGGAGUGAACAAGUAGGGGGGAAAUUUUGUUAUUUGGACCGACCAGAAUUAUUUGUUUUAAUGGGUAUUUUUUUUCUUCUAGAUAUGUAUGUUUCUGCAUUUGCAGAAAUCUGAAUGAGAUUAAUGGGUUUACAUA